Molecule: messenger RNA, 3741 nt
Organism: Lampris incognitus (smalleye Pacific opah)
Lineage: Eukaryota; Metazoa; Chordata; Actinopteri; Lampriformes; Lampridae
Exons: 6
Coding region: 1-3741 (1246 amino acids)
Source: RefSeq, a predicted model, not a curated record
AUGGACAUCUGGCCGCUGGUCCUCGUGUUCGUCCAGUUCUGCUCCUGCUCGGGUUAUGAAGAAAGAGAAUCUCCUCUGAAAGAAGUGAUUGUUGACGAUGCGGAGGAAAAUAUUUCAGAGAGAGAAGUCAGCUGUGACCCUUCGGUAAAUACGGAAAAGAAAAAAGGAAGAGCCACAAGGAGAGAUUUAAAAGAGGCAGAGAGACCUGUUGAAUCAACCCAGUCCAACCUGGAGGCCUCCACAGAACCUAUGAGAAGCUCCAGCUCACAAUCCAUAAAGAAUAAAGUCUUACUGCCGAAGAACCCAAAGAGUUCUAAAAUACCCCAGGGAGCAUACAAAGGCAAGGAGAACAGCACCAAACAGGUCAAGUCCUCAAAAAACAAAUCUGAAACUGACAAACACGUUAAACAUAAAACCAAAGUAGAUGGCCUAGAAAAUGAGUCAGCCGUUUCCACCGGUGCUUCUCAGAAUAUCAAAAGCAAACCUGUGGACGAGCAGGAAUCAUCUGAAGUUGGCAGCACUGAGCUGAAAGGAAAAAAGAAGGCAAAGGAAUCAAAACCUAAAAUAAAAGAGAAAACAAAGGCGGUGGACGGGGAAGAAAGUGUGAUGAAAGUUAAAGCUGAACAUUACAAAAAACAAAUCAAACCGACAGAAUUCACGCAUAGUGACAUCGAGGAUGGUUUGAAGGACACACCAGUGAAGGUGAGGAGCACGCUAAUUGAGGUUUCCAGUCAAAACUUAACCCAUGACGGUAAACCCAGCGAUCUGGUAGGGGACUUUACGAGCUCGCAGAACAGAAAGCGGACAGAUGGGAUUUCUGUCGCCGGUGGCGAAUCUGAACCACAGGAAGAAGAUUUUCUCAUUUCUUCUGACAAAGAUAGCAAAGAUAGACCAGAAAUCUUAGGGGAUGAUUCUUGGGGUGUGACUGAAGAUAACAAGCCAAGGUUGGAAGAGGUUAUCGCCAGUGCCGUCUCUCUUCUUCCGGCUGCAGCAGCCCUGACCGAUGCCGUGACAAGCGCGAGGGAUUUCCACUCCGACAGCGACACGGCGGCCACUUCUCUGGCAUCGCAGAGAUCCAGUCGAGCCGAACGCUUCACAAAGCAGCGUGCAAUCAUCCAACCUUCCUUCUCCUCUCCAUCACGUUCACUUUCAGCCUCCGAACCAAAUGCGGUGGAGCAGAGCGGGAAGGCCAGCGAUCCACCAGAAUCCGGAAGUGCACAAACAGGAGACAGAAGCAGCAACGCCUCCUGGGAUGACAACCCGAGUGACAGUGCCCCCUUGUCUGUUAUGAGUGACAGGUCACAAGGUCAGACAGAGAUAGGUGAGGGUGAGGGCAGCAAAGGCCAAAAGUCACAGACAGACGAUGAAGACAUUUCACAGACAGAGAGGAGCAGGGACAGCACUGACACGAUGAUUUCCCAUCAAGAUCACGAUAAAGAGGAGGGUGAGGAUAGUGAAAUUAGCAAGGAUCCAGACACAGAAGCAGAAAAUGAGGGAGGAGAACAGGAGGAUGAAGGAGAGGAGGGAGUAAGUGGGAGUGGUGUGGAGGAUGAGGAGGAGAGAAGUGAAGGGAGCGAUGAAAGCGAUGUAGAGGAAGAAGAAAGCAGCAAUUCUGUGAGUGGUGGAAAGGAGGAGGAGGAGGAGGAAACUAGCCAGGGAGAGGAAGGUGAGGAGGGAACAGUGUCUAGCUCUGACGGAGGAGAAGAAGAGGAGAGCGGUGAGAAGAGUUCCGACAGUGAAAGUGAGUCAAAUGUCGAGGAGAAGGAGAGUGAGGAGGGAGAGAGUGACUCUGAAGCAAGCAAAACAGACAAGGAGGAAGAGGAAGGGGGGAGUGCGGAUGAGUCGAGUGAAAGAGACAGUGAAGACGGGGAGGAAGAGGAAAGUGGUGGGGGAUCGGUGAGUGAGAGUGAGGAGGGAUCAGAGAGAGGGGAAGAAGAAGAUGAGCAGGAUGGUGAAGGCUGUGAAGACGCAGAGUCUGGGUCAGGCAGGAGUGAAGAGGAGAACAGUGAGGAGGAGGAAGAGAGGGAGAGCAGAACAGAGGAUGAAGGGGAUGACAAGGACUCAUCCGAAAGCGAGGAGGAGGAGGAGGAGAAAGGGGAGGAAGAAGAUAAGGAGCGAGAGGAAAAGAGCAAUAGAAAAAAGGAGGUGACAGAUGAGGGUGAGGAGGAAGAAAAAGAAAGUGAAGAGGGUGAGGAGGCAGAGGAAGAAGGCAGAGAAGGAAAUGAACGAAAGAAGGAAAAUAUAAAGGGUUAUGAAGAUGCAGGGGUAGAGACUGAUGGUGAUGAUGAGGAGGAGGAAGAGGAAGCAGUUGAUGUAGAGGAAGAUGAAACAAAGACUAACAGUGUUAUGGCAUCAGAGGAUGGUGAAGAUAAGAAAGAAAAUUACAUUAAAGAAGAACGGGAACAUGGGAUGGAACGUCAGAGAGGAGAUCCGGAGGAAGAGGAAAACGCUGAGGGGAAGGGAGGAGAGGAUAAGAGAACAAGUGGCAAGGAUGAGGAGGGAGCUGACAAAAAAGAAGAUGCCAAGGUGGAGAAAGAUGACAUUCAGGAUGAGGGAAAAGAAGAUGAGGAGGGAACGGAUGAAGAUGACGAAGAGGGAGAUGAAGAGGAGGAUGAGGAUGAGGGAGUAGAAGAAGAUGAGGAAGGAGAGGAUGAAGAUGACAAAGAGGGAGAGGAUGAGGAGGGGGAGCACGAAGGAGAAGAAGAGGGGGAGAACGAAGGAGAGGAUGAGGGAGAAGAGGAAGAGGAAGAGGAGGACAAAUUUACAAAUGUUAAUGUAGAAGAAGAGGAAGACGUGGGGGAAGAAGAAGAGGAAGAAGAGGAGGAGGAAGAAGAGGAACAAAAAGCAGAAAAAGAGGAGGAGGGAGAUGAUGAAGAGGAAGAAAAGCAGGAGAAACAAAAAGAAAAGGAAAAUAUAGGGGAAGAAGAAGAGGGGGAAGAAGAAGAGGAAGAAGAGGAGGAGGAAGAAGAGGAACAAAAAGCAGAAAAAGAGGAGAAGGAGGGAGAUGAUGAAGAGGAAGAAAAGCAGGAGAAACAAAAAGAAAAGGAAAAUAUAGGGGAAGAAGAAGAGGGGGAAGAAGAGGAGGAAGAAGAGGAGGAGGAAGAAGAGGAACAAAAAGCAGAAAAAGAGGAAGAAGAGAAGGAGAAGGAGGGAGAUGAUGAAGAAGAAGAAAAACAGGAGAAACAAAAAGAAGAGGAAAAUAAAGAGGAAGAAGAGGAGGAAGAAGAAGAAGGGGAAGAGGAGGAGGAGCAGGGAGAUGAAGAAGAGGAAGAAAAAAACAAGAAACAAAAAGAAGAAAAGGAAACUAAAGAGGAAGAAGAUGAAGAGGAGGAGGAGGAGCAGGGAGAUGAAGAAGAGGAAGAAAAACGGGAGAAACAAAAAGAAAUGGAAAAUAAAGAGGAAGAAGAGGAGGAGGAAGAAGAAGAGGAGGAGGAAGAAGAAGAAGAACAAGAGGACCAAAAAUCAGAAAAAGAAAAUAAAGACGGAGAAGAAGACGAAGAGGAAGAAGAGGGGGAAGAGGAAGAAGAAGAGGUGAAAUCAACCAAAGAGAAAAAAAGAGACGUUCAGAGUUUGCCUCCUAAAGUCAUUCUCAGAGAGGAUAAAGAAAAGCAGCAGCGAGAAAAACCUCAACCAGCUGCCAGAACUAAACUGCAGACUUCAGGGCGGAAACAAGGUGGCGGCUCUCCGGACUCCCAACAGUUCUGGAACAAUGUUCUGCCUCAGUAUCUGGACCUACAGUGA